AUGGCGCUGCUAUCACGUGAUGGAGCCCUCGCAAACGCACGCUUGCGCUUCACGUCCGUGCUCUGGGCUAUGUACGAAGGGUGGGCACCUGCGCCGGAGGACCGCACGGUCCCGGUCGAGCCUUCGAGCAUUGGUGCGAAGGAGAUGUGGACAAAGUACAUUGAACCGCGCCGUCCUGUUGUGUUGCAAGGGCUACUGGACGAUCAGUGUUGGCAUGGCGAAAAGUGGACGCAAUUGGCGUACCUGAAAGACAAGGCGGGUAGUGCUACGGUGAAAGUAGAGCCCAUUCAUCCAGACGAGCAUUGUUUCGGCACAGCGAUGCCCCGUCAGACCAUGUCGUUUGCCGAGUUCCUGGACCUCGUUCAAAAUCCAGACGAGGCUGGGCAAUAUUAUCUCACGACGCAGUACGAGCAGGACGAAGAGGAGGACGAGGAGGACGAGGAGGAGCCUGUGCUCGAUCCAGUUCUGCCUUCGCCUACGCAUAAACUACGCAGCGACCUCCCACUGCAUCCGCGUGUCUUGGGCGACUUGGUCCUCCAGCAAUGCAAUUUGUGGAUCGGCAGUGGGCGUGAUGAAAAAAGUUCGGGACUGCAUCAUGAUUUCCAUGACAACCUCUACAUUCUCUUGUCAGGGCACAAACGCUUCGUGUUGUUCCCUCCGUCAGCGUACCCGUACUUGCACUUGCGUGGCACCGUGACGCAUCUACAUCCCAAUGGCUUGCUAGUCUACGAAGAAGGGGACCGUAUCCGUGCCGACGGCCUGGACGAGUUGGACGCAGCGCAUUGGCGCAUGGCGGCGCGUGCCCAACGAACGACACGGAAGCGAUCGCGGGCAUCGCGAGACGAAUCGGACGUGCAUGCGGCAUAUGACGAGGACGACGAGGGGGGGAUCCUUGAAAACGCAUCCGAGGCAGGCAGCGAGUUUGGCGGCGGGGAGGAUGGCGAAGAAUGGCUCCUCUCGCUUGACAAAAACGAAAACCAGGAGCCACCGAGCUUCUCGCUCAUUAAGCCGUACACACUGCACAAACACUUUGACAUUCACCCGGCGAUGCCCACGCCAGAAGGCGCCACGUCCACGACCUCGCCGUUGCCAGAGUGUCCUGCCCCCCUGAUUGUGGACUUGAAGCCGGGGCAAAUGCUGUACCUCCCUGCGUCGUGGUUCCAUGAAGUUACGUCGUCGGCCACAGGCUCCGAGCCGCAUAUGGCCUUGAAUUACUGGAUGCAUCCACCGGAUGGCCACGAGGCUGCCUAUACGGACAAGGAGGUGUGGGACCAUGUACGCACACGUGUGCUAGCGGCCGCAGAGUCAUCGGACGAACGUAUAUAG
Messenger RNA from Malassezia pachydermatis, 1326 nucleotides. RefSeq lists its product as hypothetical. NCBI's taxonomy places the organism in Eukaryota, Fungi, Basidiomycota, Malasseziomycetes, Malasseziales, Malasseziaceae. The transcript is spliced from 2 exons. Gene Ontology annotation, molecular function: 2-oxoglutarate-dependent dioxygenase activity. The record is from RefSeq and is a predicted model, not a curated record. The coding region runs from base 1 to 1326 and encodes 441 amino acids.